AGUUAUACGGGAGGGUCGACAAAAAGGAAAGAGGGUCGUCGUGGCGAGUCCGGACGGCGCGUGUGCAUGGUCCACCUGUGCAGGAGGGAACCUAGCACCUGUCACCGUACGCGCGCACCGCUGCUAGGUGCCCUCGUCAGGUCGCCGGCAGGUAGAUGGGCAGGGGCGCGUGCCACCCCUCGUCUAACAUCAGUCGAACUUAUUCGAGCGCACGGUGUACACGGACGCCUUCGUGGCAGCCGCCAGUCGCUUAUUUCGCACGUACGCGCGUACGUUAUACGUUGUUCCCUUUACGUUGCUCCACACGGCGCGUUGUUUUAAUUAUUGAAAUAAUUUCGAUUCCGAUACCGCGCGCGGGUAACGUUUCCACGAACGAACCCCGAACGGAUGACGCAUUAUCCAACGAGGGAAGAGAAAGAGAGAGAGAGAGGGAGAAAGAUACAGAGGGCAUUUCUUCGCGAGAGCUACGUGUCCCUGGUCGAUGCAAUCUAAUUUCGCGGUAAACGCAACGUAAUACUAACGCGCGAGACGUCGCAACGUGCCAGUGAAUCACGAGUUUUGCGCAUCAAGAGAGCGGUUCCAGGAAUUGCAAUUAGAAUUCCGCAUCAUUCUGUCGAACGGAUACCCCCGUACGUACGGCGAGUACAGUGAACAGUUGGUGUUGGCGCAGAAAAGUGCACAAAAAGCGCUCACCGCGCUUGCACAACCGGGUGAUGAAAGACGGCGAAAAUGAGGAUAGACCUGGCGGAAGUUGAAGUAUCGACGGAGGAGAGCUCGCCCGUUGACGCCACCGCCGCCGUCACUGCCGCAAUGGACAGCGGCAGCAUGGACAGCGUGGAUGAUCAUGACGGAGUCGAGGCCGAGCUGACAAGCCUCUCCUGGCUGCAAUCGUUGGACAUCACCAGCGCGUCUGGCCUGCCCACGCCACCUUGCUCGCCGUUGCCGCCACCGAUUGCCCGUAAACCCCCGAAGAAGCUGUCGCCCUUAGUCAAGGCCGAGCUAGAUCUCGCGGAGAACGCUGAGAAGUAUCGAACGGAUCCCGACGCGAAGCCGCCGUUCUCUUACGCCACUAUUAUCUGCCUUGCGAUGCGCGCGAACAACAAUAAGGUCUCCCUUUCGAACAUCUACGCGUGGAUCCGAGAGAAUUUCCUGUUUUACAAGUACGCCGAUCCGGCCUGGCAGAAUUCGAUUCGGCACAAUCUCUCGCUGAACAAGUGCUUCGUGAAGUUGCCACGCUCGAAGGACGAGCCGGGUAAGGGCGGUUUCUGGAAGCUGGACCUUAAGAGAAUGGAGGAGGAAAAGCGAUCUAGACGCCGCCCGGUGGUCUCCCAGCGGAUUCGGGGCCCGAAGAAGCAGUCUCCGUCCACGACGACGACAGCGUCAGCGACGACGACGACGACGAAAACGGUGACGGCAACAGCGACCCUCAAUGCUCUUCAGGCUAACAGCAGCUGUACGCCGCCCACCAGCUGCCUAUCUAGCACCCUAUACGAGACGCCGCCAAGCAGCGUGUCGCCCCCGAUUCCGGACAGCCUGUCGGAAGUGCCGGAAUCAACGCAGGUGAGCUUGAGCGAGGACGACUUCACGAGCUUGCUGAUUGCCGGCUGGGAUGAGAAUAAUCAGCUGGAGCUCCUCGACCUCCUGGAUACCCUCUAAACCGCGACGGUCCCCUCGCAAACGCCUCUCAGGAAUCAUCGGCUCUUCGAACGGGACGAACGUGCUCGUUUCUCGUCUGCAACAACACACGGUUGUUCGAUCACUGUAAGGAUCGCUGAUGACUGAAGCUACUGACAGCCACGAGACAGUCGAAACGAUUCGCUUGAUUCGCAUGCCGCGUUUCGCGACCCUGGAGACCUGCAGACGAGCGACGUUCUUUCCGACAACGAAAGGAAUUAGUCAUCCGUAAGCAUACAGUUCUUGUAUCAUAAACAUCGACCGCCCGUUUGGACACUUAUUUUCGACGCACCGUUCAUCCGCUCCAUGUGUCUUGCACCGAUCAGAUCUUGCUUUCCUUUUCCCAGUUAAUCUCAAUUAUCCUCGUUAAUUGCCGAUCCUCUUCUCGUGUCGUUAGAUAUCCUUCUUCUGUAUUCUUCAUUUCGAAAUUCCUCUUCGCUCGGAGGACGCCUCCUCGCGCUGAAACGAUUCACACGUCGUGCGUUGGAAUAAUUAAUUAACGUGUUAGCGUGUGUCUUUUAUUACUUCUUAAGUAGCGCGCACUUUAUAUAUUCAUAUAUAU
Ooceraea biroi (clonal raider ant) is the source of this 2236-nucleotide messenger RNA. RefSeq names its product forkhead box protein J1-B. NCBI's taxonomy places the organism in Eukaryota, Metazoa, Arthropoda, Insecta, Hymenoptera, Formicidae. The record is from RefSeq and is a predicted model, not a curated record. Gene Ontology annotation, molecular function: DNA-binding transcription factor activity, RNA polymerase II-specific; RNA polymerase II cis-regulatory region sequence-specific DNA binding. Gene Ontology annotation, biological process: regulation of transcription by RNA polymerase II.